Molecule: messenger RNA, 1254 nt
Organism: Fusarium odoratissimum NRRL 54006
Lineage: Eukaryota; Fungi; Ascomycota; Sordariomycetes; Hypocreales; Nectriaceae
Exons: 1
Coding region: 40-1041 (333 amino acids)
Source: RefSeq, a predicted model, not a curated record
CCGCGACAUUUAUAUGAGGAUUUAUUCCUGAACAAAACCAUGUGCGACGACCGAUCCUUUAACAGGCUUCCAAUGAGGCAGCGGCCUCAAUCUCACCACACAAAUCUCGCCCUGCCUUUGAGGGGCGCUAGAAACUACAGGGCGAGCGAUUACCAAAGCCCUGUCGCCAAUCGAUAUAGUGAAGCUGUAGGCCAGUGUGCCACACUCACAUCAGACGAAUGGCAAGGUUCAACAACUGAGGCCAAUCCUCACCAUCGAAAUUCUUGUUGGUAUCCUGCACCUGCGUACGAUCACCUGAAACUGGAGCUACUGCAGCUAUCGACAGACUUGUUUAGGCGAUGGAUGCCUGGGGUAGAGUACAUCGCGCCACCAGAAGACAGGUUGCAGCCCCAGGAACGAUUCAGGACACCUCAUCGCUAUUCAGGCAGGCGGCGAGUGAAGCAGGAAGACGACAUUGAUGAUGAGAAGUUCGUUUUUGUUUCAUAUGCACCCCGCACUAGGGCAUUCUUUCAUUUUGCUUGUCCCUUCUACAUCUACGACCCAGAAAAGCACCAACAAUGCCUCCUCACAGACGGCCUCAAGUCAAUCGAGGGUGUUAUUGAGCACGUCAUGAAACACCACUCCCGAUCACCGUAUUGUUCAAGAUGCUAUCAGAAGUUCAACUCGCUGAUUGAUCGCGAUGAUCACAUUUUGAGCGGUAGAUGCAAAAAGCGCUACCCAGACCCAACGGAUGGGGUCAAUGAAGACCAAAAGGCCUUAAUGAUAAGAGCCAAUGAUCAGUACUUGAGUGAAAAGAGGCGCUGGAAUCGUAUGUGGUCCAUUAUCUUUCCGGCUACGGAGUGGCCUCGGUCUCCAUAUCUGGAUCGGGGCCUUGGGCUCAAGACAUCAAUGGCACGGGACUUCUGGGGUUUAUAUGGUGUGCAACUUGUCUCGGAGAUUGUCGAGCAUCAGAAGCUGCCCGAUACUCAAGAGAGUAACGCUCAUAGUGCACUCUACGAGUUAGGGUUGCAAGAUUUGUUGAACAUCGUUAUUCAAGAGUAGGACUAUCUAGAGCAUGGGCUAGAUUUCAAGUUAUGGAUUGAGGACGUACUUAUGGAGGAAUUCCUGGCUUCAAAAUGAUUGAUCCACAUGGGCAUAGACAAAAACUAGAAUUGUUCCGAACUUGGAUUUCCUUGACGAAGGAUAUUUAGAUCAAAGGUUCUCACGACUACAGUCUAUUUACAUAGGCUCAAUAAAUAACACCAGAAACAUAAC